Molecule: messenger RNA, 1020 nt
Organism: Trichechus manatus latirostris (Florida manatee)
Lineage: Eukaryota; Metazoa; Chordata; Mammalia; Sirenia; Trichechidae
Product: olfactory receptor 6C2-like
Exons: 2
Coding region: 1-1020 (339 amino acids)
Biological process (GO): G protein-coupled receptor signaling pathway
Cellular component (GO): membrane
Molecular function (GO): G protein-coupled receptor activity; olfactory receptor activity
Source: RefSeq, a predicted model, not a curated record
AUGAGAUGUAAUACUGUUAAAAUUGUCUAUAAUAAAAUAUCUCUAAAUAUUACAUGCAGAUUGGACAGAAGUCAGGAGUCAGUAAUAAGAAACCGCACAGUAACGACGUUCAUCCUGCUGGGACUGACACAUGACCCACAACUGCAGGUUUUAGUUUUUAUCUUUCUCUUUUUCAACCAGAUGUUGAGUGUAAGUGGGAACCUGACAAUCAUCACACUCAUCUUCCUCGAUUCCCACCUUAAAAUAGCCAUGUAUUGUUUUCUACAAAAUUUCUCUUUCUUUGAGAUCUCAUUCACAUCUGCCUGUAUUCCCAGAUACUUGUAUAACAUAGAAACAGGUGACAAGCUCAUUACCUAUAAUGCCUGUGUCAGUCAAGUAUUUUUUACUGACCUCUUUGGUGUAACAGAAUUUUUCCUCCUGGCCACCAUGUCCUAUGACUGCUUUGUGGCCAUCUGCAAACCCCUACAUUAUGUAACCAUCAUGAACAGAACAGUCUGCAGGAGACUUGUCUUUUGCUGUUGGGUGGCUGGUCUGUUUCUUAUAAUCCCCCUAUUCAUCCUGGGCUUGAAUCUCGAAUUUUGCGAUUCUAAUACCAUCAACCAUUUCAUCUGUGAUGCAUCUCCCCUCCUGAAGAUCUCUUGUUCAAAUACUUGGUUCAUGGAACAGACUGUGAUAAUUUGUGCUGUGCUGACCCUCAUUAUGACACUUAUGUGUGUCAUUCUGUCCUACAUUUGUAUCAUCAAGACAAUUUUAGGAUUCCCAAUUGCCCAGCAAAAGACAAAAGCCUUUUCUACCUGCUCUUCCCACAUAAUUGUGGUUUCUAUCACCUAUGGCAGCUGUAUUUUCAUCUACAUCAAACCUUCAGCAAAAGAAUCAGUGGCCAUUAAUAAGGGUGUGAAGGUGCUCACGACUUCUAUCGCCCCCCUGCUGAACCCCCUCAUUUACACCCUGAGGAACAAGCAAGUAAAACAAGCCUUCAAUGACUCAGUCAAAAGAAAUGCAUUGUUUUUAAAGAAGUAA